Messenger RNA from Propithecus coquereli (Coquerel's sifaka), 1062 nucleotides. It is a transcript of the gene SOHLH1, whose product is annotated as spermatogenesis and oogenesis specific basic helix-loop-helix 1. Gene Ontology annotation, molecular function: RNA polymerase II cis-regulatory region sequence-specific DNA binding; DNA-binding transcription factor activity, RNA polymerase II-specific; protein dimerization activity. Gene Ontology annotation, biological process: regulation of DNA-templated transcription; spermatogenesis. Bases 1 to 1062 code for a protein of 353 amino acids. NCBI's taxonomy places the organism in Eukaryota, Metazoa, Chordata, Mammalia, Primates, Indriidae. The record is from RefSeq and is a predicted model, not a curated record. Gene Ontology annotation, cellular component: nucleus. The transcript has 8 exons.
AUGGCGUCCCAGGACCCUGAGCCCGACGCUGGGGUCCCCCGUGUCCUCGCCUCUGGGGGGUGCAGCGCCUCUUCCCUGUCCUGCCACGAGGACCUCGCGCCGGGCUCGGGUCCAGCCACAGCCCCUCCGGUGGCCGAGGGUCCCAGCCCCGGCCUCCCGCGGAACGUGCUGAGCGAGAGGGAGCGCCGGAAGCGAAUCUCGAUGAGCUGUGAGCGCCUGCGGGCCCUGCUACCCCGGUUCGCUGGCCGGCGGGAGGACAUGGCCUCGGUCUUGGAGAUGACGGUGCAGUUCAUCCGGCUCGCACGCACGCUGGUGCCUGGCUGGGAGCAGCAUGCGGAGAGUUGGGAGCGGAGGGACCUGGUCGUUGCUCCUUCCAAGGAGGCGUGGCACUCGCUGCGGAAGAACGUCUUGCAGCUGGCCCUGUCGCGUCAGGUCCCGGCAGACACGCCAGGCCCCGGCACGGGAGCGCAGGGGGACCCCCCGCGCUGUGCAGCCCUGGGAGUGGCCGAGAGCAAGGCUCUGACGGGGUCGUCUGAGGAGCUGGACGGGCCACCCCUGAUCCCUGAGCCUUCCAGCCUGGCACCCCAGCCCGCAGGCCUGACUGAGGUCCAAGGACCACCGUCACCCUGGCCUCGCUGCUCGCGGGAGCUGACCUCCCCCGUGAUGAGCGAAGAGGCUCCCAGCUGGCUGGGCCACUCCGAGCCCCUGGCCAGGGCGGCCACCCCUCCAGGAGGGCCAGCCGAGGAGGCCCUGGUGCCCGCGCCGGACACCAGGUCUGUGUCGGGCUCCGACGGGGAGGACAGGAUGGCCUUCCUGCUGACCGCCAGUCCCGACUGGUGGCCAGGGUCCCUGGAGGGCAGAGGAUGCGGGGCCCCCACCUUGGCCACAGCCAGGAGCAGCCCACUGGACGAGGCAGAGCCGGGCCUCCUGGAGGACCCCGAGUCGGGCUGCCAGGAGCUCCAGGAUGGCUCCCUGGAGCCGUGGGGCUCGGACUUGGGCUGCUCGGACCUGGCCCUGCGGGACGAGGAGGACAGCAUCUUCCCCGACUUCUUUGCCUCCUAG